Messenger RNA from Batrachochytrium dendrobatidis JAM81, 249 nucleotides. RefSeq lists its product as uncharacterized. The record is from RefSeq and is a predicted model, not a curated record. Gene Ontology annotation, molecular function: zinc ion binding. Gene Ontology annotation, biological process: protein import into mitochondrial intermembrane space. The annotation marks the transcript as partial. Gene Ontology annotation, cellular component: mitochondrial intermembrane space. Lineage: Eukaryota; Fungi; Chytridiomycota; Chytridiomycetes; Rhizophydiales. The transcript has 4 exons.
AAACAUAUUCUUAAUGCUCAGGUUUCAAUUCGAGCACCAUGUUGUAAAAAAUGGUUUGAUUGCCCUGAAUGUCAUGAAGAAAGCUCCGACCAUAAAUUAAGGAAAAUUGUUGAAAUGGUAUUUGCCUGUAAAAAGUGUAAAAAAACGUUUCGAAAGGAUCUAGCUGAAUUUGACGACCAAGAUGAAUACUGUCCUCACUGUGAUAACCACUAUAUUGUUGAUGCCAAAAUGCCAACCAUGGUAAGUUGA